Molecule: messenger RNA, 501 nt
Organism: Nestor notabilis (Kea)
Lineage: Eukaryota; Metazoa; Chordata; Aves; Psittaciformes; Psittacidae
Product: signal transducer and activator of transcription 3-like
Exons: 4
Biological process (GO): leptin-mediated signaling pathway; regulation of transcription by RNA polymerase II; growth hormone receptor signaling pathway via JAK-STAT
Molecular function (GO): DNA-binding transcription factor activity, RNA polymerase II-specific; RNA polymerase II cis-regulatory region sequence-specific DNA binding
Source: RefSeq, a predicted model, not a curated record
GCCCAGGUGUGAAUUACUCCGGUUGUCAGAUCACCUGGGCCAAGUUCUGCAAGGAGAACAUGGCUGGCAAAGGCUUCUCUUUCUGGGUCUGGCUGGACAACAUCAUCGACCUGGUGAAGAAGUACAUCCUGGCGCUGUGGAAUGAAGGGUACAUCAUGGGCUUCAUCAGCAAGGAGCGGGAGCGAGCCAUCCUGAGCACCAAGCCCCCGGGAACCUUCCUGCUGCGCUUCAGCGAGAGCAGCAAGGAGGGUGGCAUCACCUUCACAUGGGUGGAGAAGGACAUCAGCGGGAAGACCCAGAUCCAGUCUGUGGAGCCUUACACCAAGCAGCAGCUGAACAACAUGUCAUUCGCGGAGAUCAUCAUGGGCUACAAAAUCAUGGAUGCCACCAACAUCCUGGUGUCCCCCCUGGUCUACCUGUACCCAGACAUCCCCAAGGAGGAGGCGUUUGGGAAGUACUGCCGCUCCGAGAGCCAGGAGCACUCUGAAGCUACUGACUCAG